Acanthopagrus latus (yellowfin seabream) is the source of this 4433-nucleotide messenger RNA. RefSeq names its product plexin-C1-like. The coding region runs from base 93 to 2879 and encodes 928 amino acids. The record is from RefSeq and is a predicted model, not a curated record. Gene Ontology annotation, biological process: regulation of cell migration; regulation of cell shape; semaphorin-plexin signaling pathway involved in axon guidance. Gene Ontology annotation, cellular component: semaphorin receptor complex. Gene Ontology annotation, molecular function: semaphorin receptor activity; protein binding. The transcript has 16 exons. Lineage: Eukaryota; Metazoa; Chordata; Actinopteri; Spariformes; Sparidae.
GACUCCAGUGACACUGUGGAGGAGAGCUCAGAGCCAUGCAGAGCCACAGCACCAUCACUGUGUGAGCGUUUUACUGCCGCCGCUGCACGAAGAUGAUCCUGCUGCCUGGUCUGCUGUUCAUCCUCUGGGGAGAACCGGCUCGGUGCCUGGCGGAGGGUGGAGGCUUUGACUUUUACGGAGAGAUCCGCCAGUACGCCGUGGCCACCAACACGGUUUACGUCGCUACAGAGGAGAAGCUGUACCAGCUGAACCACGACCUGACUCUGGUCCGCAGUGUGACCCAGAGAGGAAUCAUAAAAAGUGGGGAACAUGUGUACGAUGCGCAGUUUCAUCGGGUUACUGAGACGGAUCAGUGGAACACAACUUUCAGAGUUAAUGUGUUAUUACCGUUUGUUGAAAAUGCCACUCUGAUCAGCUGUGGCGUGAUCGACAGAGGGUGCGGUGUGUGCGAGCUGCUGGACCUGGAGGACAUCUCCAGUGUGUUGCACAGGGAGCUCUUCUCGGUGGGGCCCCAGCGGCGCAACAGCAGCGCAUCUAUCGGCUUCCUGGUCAAUGUGGAGAAAACAAGGACCGAGACCGAGACUUACAUUCUGACUGCCAUACAGAAAGACGAAAAGAACCCCGAUAAGUCCUGUCCUUCUUCAGAAACUGUGAACCUUCAUAAUACGAACAACAACCAGACGGCAUUCAUAUUUUCCUAUUCUGGCGAUGGAUAUAACACGAUCAAUGCCGUAGAUGAUGUGGAGUUUGUGGAUGGAUUUCAGCUUGGUUCUAUCAUUUAUCUUUUCUCCAACCUGCCCCAAAAUAACAAAGUCCGUCUCAUUUGGCUCGAGGGAAAAACCAGCAAAAUCCAAACUUUCAGGUCACUGCGGGGCGCGACUCUCAGCAUCUCUGACGGCGGUGGAGGCAGCAGACUCGAGGCCUCCUCGGUGGUCCCGGGUGGUCCGCCGGUUCUGUGGAGCGGCGUGUUCAGUGUGGACGGAGGACGAACCAACACUGAGCUGGUGCUGUUUGACAUCAGUCCUGAUCUCACCGGAGACAAAGACAAAGAUCCGGACUUCUGCACCAAGUCAAGCUGCACUGACAGGAUAACACCACAGCCGAAGACACUGAAGCCGAAGAAGGUGCUCUUCAGGCAGAACUACAUGACCUCUGUGCUGGCUGUGAGACAGAAGACCUGGUUAGUUUUCUUCAUUGGGACGGGAGAUGGGCAGCUCAUAAAGCUUGCUGUGGACAAGAACUAUCACACCACCUGUCCCAGGGUGCUCUACAGGGCCAACGAUGACCGCAAAGUGCUUCCCAAAAUGCAUCUGGAUCCAGUGGAUCAUAAACAUGUGUAUGUGCCAUUUCAAAAGCAGAUUAAGCGUGUAGCUGUGUCAAACUGCAGCACAUACACAAAUGUGCAGGACUGUUGGUCUGCACAGGAUCCAUACUGUGUCUGGUGCAGCUCUAAAAGAAGUUGCAUAUUUGAAGAUGACUGCCAAGACUCAGACUGGUUGUCCAUUCCUGAUGACUCUCAACAGAAAAUGAUUUCCCAUAAAGUUGUCAAGGACAACACUGGACAGAUCACUCUUACAAUCCAGACACACGUGACUGCAGGUUCUGAGGCGCUCGCUAACUUCGCCUGUCAGUUCUCCACAAGUUCCAGUCAGCUUUGUACCGGGAACAACCCUCCUCCACAGUUCCCACAAUGCACCUGCAUCCUUAUAAACAGCAUACUUCCUGCUGAUGGUAUGCAUGUCAAAGUUAAGAUUAGACUUGGAAAGACACCAUUGACUGAGGAACUAAAGCUAACCAACUGUGCUGACAUCACUGGACCACCAACCUCUGUCCUGUGUCGGCAGUGUAUUGAGGCUGGAUGUGGCUGGAACAUAAACCACUGUUCUUGGGCAAAUCAAGGAGAGAGGAAUGACAAUCUUUGCCAAAAGUUGGAUUCAGGGAUGAACAUUUCUAGACCAGAGAUCUCCUCCAUCACUCCCAGUGUCAUAUCUUUCUACGGCAAAAACCACGCGGUGUUGUCCGGUCUUAACCUUCAUGAUGUGACCAGAGUGAGGCUCCAGGCAGACAUGGACUGCACUCCACAAGAAUCUCCUGUGUGGAGCAACACUGGUGAGAGUCUGACGUUCCACAUUCCCAGUGCCGAUAAUAAAGGCGUGGUCAAAGUGUGUGUUGUCCUCCCGGAUGGUAGUUGCCAUGGAAGCGCUACUAUCACCUACCGGUCAUCACCAUCCUGCACCGACUUUACACCAGACACCUCAUGGAUCAGUGGGAAGAGAGAGAUCACAGUCACUGGAUCCCACCUGGACUUUGUUGAAGGGGUUGUACACGACCACGCCCCAGACGAAGUCAGAUCGCCCAAAUCCAACAACUCUCAGAAUCUAACCUACGACACACCUGCAGCUAAAACUAAUGGGGUUUUUAUGAGCCAUGUGUCACUGAAGGUAGCCAAUCAAACCUUGGCCUGCUCCCCAACAAUAAUCUACCAUCCCGACCCUGAGUUCAUUAGCUUUACAGCUGUAAGGACAGGGGACAAUGUUCGCGUCACGAUACAGAAAAAGGCAGACAAACUGAACAUGAAGAUGACAGAGAUUGAAGUAUGGGGUUUUCUGGAUGAAAAACAAUAUCGCUGCAUCAUGGAGAAGUUAGAAUCCAGUAAUAACACUGACUCUUUCACCUGUGAGAUUCCCAAGCAACCUGAUGCUAAAUUUCAGAAGUUACUGAUAAAGUUUGGUGACAAGACAGUAACACUAGGGCCUCCAUCUCUAGUACAUCAGGUCAUACUGAUACUGCGUAUCCUGUUGAUACCCUGUGUUAUUUUUGUGUUGGUGAUCAUCUGUCGAUGGCAAAAGAAGCUCACUGAUGAGAUGAACAACCAUUAGAGGGGAACCUGGGGAACUUUUUUUUGCAGCCCCAUUAUCAGAAUGAAUGUCAUUCGUCUGGUUAUAUGUGUUCUUCCUUGAUGUCCAUUGCUCCAGUUGCAGGUUACUGCAGUGAAGUUCACUCUUUUGUCUCCUUUGUCAAGGGAAGCAAUCUUAAAUGUACAGUGAGUGUAUGAGGGCUUCCUGCAGUGUUUAGUUUUGGGCUUAACAUGUCUUGCAACAAUCAGCUGCUUUAUUGUUUUACUUUAUGUUGGUGCCCAUGUAAAAAGAUUCUGUGGCUAUUGUUGGUGAAUACCCUUUACCUCAACGUUACCAAGUAGACUAAUAAUUUUAAGUUGUUGAAAUGUUUUUGCUCGUACAACUUAGAUUUAGUAGUCAGCUUUGAUUGAAAUAUUUAUUUUCAGACCAUUAAAAAAAAUAAACCAACAAAAGACUAGCACAUAAAAAAAACAGGCAAUAAUAAUUACAAGUGUGAAUUUAUCUAAUCCCAUCCCCUCUCCAUUAAUCUUCAGAUAAUAAUUUUAUCAUAGGCUUCCUCAUUUAAUUAAACUUAAUUUUUAACUUAUGAAUACCUACCUACAUACAUACAUAAAUACAUACAUACAUACUUACAUAAUAUAUACUGGUCAUUCUGUGGUUAAAAUUUACAGUGUACCUACAAUCACUCUAAAUAUUGUUUAAACCUACUCGAGGCUGUAACUUCUUAUAUACUGUAUAUAUAUUUGAGGAUAGUAUCAAUCUUCUCUCCCAAAUCCCCCCCAGAAAGCAAAUAAGGCUGAAGCAAAUAACAGGCUGUUGAGUCUCUCUCUGAUAUGAAACCCUGUACAUACAGCCAGGCUACACAUCAAGUAAUGGUAUUCUGGGUGGAAGAGUAUUACUGAAGAACAAUUAAAACAUAAGCUAAUGAAGUUCUGCCCGUUUGGGUGUGAGCACAAUUAAAAGUCAAUAUAUGAGACGGAAUGUAUUUUUCCAACAGAGUGAAAGUGCCAUAAGUAGUUUGAAUUUUUCAUAAGUAGCUUUUGUGUGAGGACAUGUAGAAUAUGCAUGUUAGUCUCCUGUCUGCACCCUGUAAUUAUUUCAUAUGUAUUUUAUGUCCCAGUAUAAAUUAUUUUUGGGACCCCUAAAUGCAGAUGUGUUCCCUGCUGUUUCUGUGUAAGCUUUUGCUUGUAUCUGUCAAUAACUAGCCAGUAGACCUUUUUCUGUGUUAAAAUAUUCGUUCCGACAAAGUGAAAAAAACAGUGGCUUCAUCCAUUGGAAGGAAUUGUAGAAUUGUUGUAAAUUUACAUUUUAAGGGUAUUUAGCAGAUGCUUUUGUCCAAAGCGACUUACAGUAAUUCAUACAUACAUUCCUACACUGAUGGCGUUGGCUGCCAUUCAAGGUGCCGACCAGCACAUCAGGAACAGUUUGAGGUUCAGGACACUUCAACAUGCAGACCAGGGGAACUGAACCAGCAAUAUAUUUUCCAUAUACUGCCCUUAUUUUUACAUAUUUUACACUUAUUUUUCAUAUUGUUCAUCUCUGUCAAUUAAUAAAAAUUGAAGUUUUUCAUAAAAA